AUGUCUCGUGACUGCUGCCUCCGGCUGCCGGCGGUGAUCUGGGUGCUGCUGCUGGUGCCGACAGCCUUUGCCAUGGAGUGCCCCAAGAUCAAGGUGGGGACAUGCAACGACUGCAUCCGCUCCGGUCCCGGCUGCGCCUGGUGCAAGACGCCGAGUUUCACCAAAGCUGGUGAGCCAGACUCCAUCCGCUGCUACACCAUCGAGCAGCUGCUGCAGAGGGGCUGCUCGCGCGACCAGAUUGAGUUUCCUGUCAACGACAUUGUGAAGACACAGGACAGUCCCUUAAGCAAUGACAUACAGCUGACUCCCCAGGAGGUGCACCUGAGGCUGAGGAUAGGCCAGCCCGCUGUAUUUGAGGUGAAGUUUCGCCGUGCUACGGGAUACCCCAUUGAUCUCUACUACCUCAUGGACCUCUCCUACUCCAUGCUGGAUGACCUGGAGAAGGUGAAGAAGCUGGGAGGGGAGCUGCUCAGGGCGCUGGAGAGCACCACGCCUUUUCGCCGCAUAGGGUUUGGCUCCUUCGUGGACAAGACGGUGCUGCCCUUUGUGAACACGCACCCCGAGAAGCUGCAGAACCCCUGUCCCAACAAGGACAAGCAAUGCCAGCCUCCCUUCGCCUUCAAACACAUCCUCUCGCUGACCGACGACGCUGCCAAGUUCGAGAGCGAAGUGGGGAAGCAGUUUAUCUCGGGGAACCUGGAUGCCCCCGAGGGAGGGCUGGAUGCCAUGAUGCAGGCAGCGGUGUGUGGGGACUUGAUCGGCUGGCGGGACGCGACCCGCCUGCUGGGGUAGCGCAACGUGACCCGCUUGCUGGUGUACGCUACCGAUGACGGCUUCCACUUCGCCGGUGACGGCAAGCUCGCGGCCAUCCUGACCCCCAACGAUGGCCAGUGCCACUUGGAGGACAACAUGUACAAAAAGAGCAAUGAGUUUGACUACCCGUCUGUUGGCCAGCUGGUUCAGAAACUUACUGAAAACAACAUUCAGCCCAUUUUUGCUGUCACCAGUAAGAUGGUGGACGUUUACAAGAAACUUAGUGAACUGAUCCCAAAGUCAGCGGUGGGAGAGCUGAACGAGGACUCCAGCAACAUCAUUGAACUCAUCCAGGUGGCCUACAAUAACCUCUCCUCGCGGAUCAUCCUGGACCACUCCGUCCUGCCAGACGUCCUGGAUGUCAAAUACGACUCCAUAUGCAGUGAAGGAAAUAUUGUCAUGGACGAAGAAAGAGGACAGUGUGACAAUGUCAAGAUCAACCAUGAGGUUACCUUCAGAGUGAAGGUUGUGGCCAAGGAGUGCAUCAAAAGACAAUCCUUCACCAUCCGGCCGCUGGGCUUCACAGAUAUCCUCACCGUCCACCUGGACAGCAACUGCGAGUGCAACUGCAGUGAGCAACCCGACCCAACCGCCUGCAGCGGGAAGGGCACCAUCGUCUGUGGGAUCUGCAGCUGCAAUGCGGGCUACAUGGGGAAGAACUGUGAGUGUGAAACCAAAGGCAAGACCAGUAAGGAGCUGGAGGGCAGCUGCCGGAAGGACAACAGCUCGGUCAUCUGCUCAGGGCUGGGGGACUGUGUGUGUGGGCAGUGCAUCUGCCACACCAGCGAUGUGCCCAACAAGCACAUCUACGGCACCUUCUGCGAGUGCGACAACAUGAACUGCGAGUUUCACAACGGCUCCCUCUGCGGCGGUGAAG
Molecule: messenger RNA, 1690 nt
Organism: Antrostomus carolinensis (chuck-will's-widow)
Lineage: Eukaryota; Metazoa; Chordata; Aves; Caprimulgiformes; Caprimulgidae
Product: integrin beta-2
Biological process (GO): neutrophil chemotaxis; cell adhesion mediated by integrin; integrin-mediated signaling pathway
Cellular component (GO): integrin complex; focal adhesion; cell surface
Molecular function (GO): protein kinase binding; amyloid-beta binding; integrin binding
Source: RefSeq, a predicted model, not a curated record